AUGAAUGAAGCAGUUCUAUAUAAUGGUAAAAAGGUUGCUCUUGAUAAUCUGUAUAAUUUAACGCUGGACACAGUUGAGAAUGGGCCGAUUGAAGUUGAAUAUGACUUAUGCCAAAUACGUUUUGAGAAGCUUCUUGAAAGAAUUGAUCAUUCUUUAAUAGCUGAAGUUUGGGAAGUUCAUUCUAUUGAGAAUAAGUUAAAUAUUGGACAACAUAUAGUUUUAUUAAAAAAUGGCUUUCAUUUAUGCACCUGUAUCUUGUUAUUUGAUAGUGAAAUUGUAUGUUACCAUUGGUUCUAUGUUAUUUUACAAUCAGAAAAAGGUCUUUUUCAUAUUUCUCUUAUUCCAAACUAUUGGUAUAAGGAUGAUGUAGAUUCAUUAGUUAAUAAUAAGCCAUUUGUUAAAGCAAAAUUAAAUAAACAUGAUGAUUCAACAUCGAACACAUUAAGCAUACCCUCAUUUUCAGCUGUUGAAGAAUCAUGGAAUACUAUAUUUAUUGAACCACCUGAACAAGCUGCUGCAAAAGUGAUUGUUGAUUAUGAUGAUCCUAAUGAUUCUGAUGUUUUGAUGAAAAUGUUUAAAAAAUGGAUUUACAAACAUGAAGAAGUACAGUGUAGCAAAAAAAUAAACCAGCUACAAAAUACUGAAGAUGAUCAAGCUUCAAAAUAUGAGCAAGUAGAUAAUGAAGUCUUAGAAUGCGAUCUGGCUAUGGAAGAUGAUUAA
Molecule: messenger RNA, 720 nt
Organism: Cetraspora pellucida
Lineage: Eukaryota; Fungi; Glomeromycota; Glomeromycetes; Diversisporales; Gigasporaceae
Source: the annotation of a GenBank genome assembly